AUGCCUUCAGCUAACCGAACUCCAUUACGAACAGGUACACUAAGAUGUCCGGCUAUCAGCCCAGAUCAGCCGCUGAGCGUUCAAGAGUUCCUCCAUAGUUUGAAGAAGUCGACGCGCCCGUUUCCCACACCGAAACGCUCGGAGGCACCGCAAGACAGUACAUUCACAAGCUGUCAAUUGACCGUUGAUGGCUUUCUCCAUGGUAUGCAAAAGACAGUGACUCCGCCUUAUAAGCCCGUUGAGGCUGGUAAUGCCCCAAAGCUUCAAUCGAUAGCUUCACCAGGCCAUCAAGGCUUGCCAUUCGUCUGCUCAGGCCGAGGUCUCUUGGACCCACCCGAGACUAUCCCCGAUCAGUCAGAUGGCGAGCAAGUACUCAGCCCAUCACCAGACACUCAAGGACUAAGAUCUCCCGAACCAAAGGGCUCAGAUGAGAAAGACGCAUCGAUGAAGAUCCCAAAAGUCGUUCGCACGUACGCAAAGAAAACCAAGCCUGUAACGCCGGUAUGGGAUGACAGCUCCGCCUUAUUUCUGACUCAAUAUUCCAUGCACGAGGAAGCUCUGCUCGAUGGACUUCUCGAUGAUGGGUCAUAUACCUCGACAGAACAACUGGCCUCCAGGGAAAUCUUGAAAGAUAAGCCUGGGAGGAAGCACCCCUCAGUAGUCCCCUCGAAGCGCAAACGAAUGCCUACGCAAGACUGUGAGGAGGACCCUAGAGAGAACCACAGUGAGGAUGAUGCGGACGUUGGGAUAAAGGAAAAGGAAAAGAUAAAGAAGACUAGGCGAAGAAAGCGAAGGGCACCGGUCAACGAACUCGCACUGGUGACAAAAUUUCCGUCUCAUGAAGAAUCUCCGGCACCACCGGCGAAAGCUCCGAAAGCGUACGAUUCCGAUAACGCCAUCGACUUGCUGAAUGAAUAUCUUGAUGGACAAGGCUUUCCUGCGUCCACUUCGCCAAGUUUUGAAAGGGGCCGAAAGUCAAUAAUAGCCAACAUAAGGAAGCCAGUGACAAGGAUUCGCCGAGAAAUCACCCUACCACAGCGAGAGAUCCUGGCUCGAGAGGGUUUCAAGUUCCCACCCAUCACACCGAGAGCUACGAAAUCGCCGGGUUGGAGAUUGGGAAGCGGCUUCGAUGGAAUUACACUGGAGUCAUCCACGAACAAAAUACCGCAGACCUCGCGUAAUCGGAAACUUAGACAUGCGAAGACUCCUUGUUUUGUAGGGCGGUCUCUUCCAAAACUUGAAUUGUCGGCUGGAUUGUCACCAACUCGUUACUCUGUUGGUCAGAAGGGCAUCCCAAGGAGGCGGAAAGAUCAAGGCAAUCCUGCUAAAACCAAAGGGUAUGAGCCAGCCAUGAAGCUUGGUACAGCUGAUGGCGCCGUUGAGGAUGGCCUACCUCAUAGCGCAAUCAAGACUAGGGGAAAAGUCUCUUUUGAGAAGGUGGCCGGCUUGACUUUGACCGCUCUACCACGCCCAUCAACAGAGAUUGAUCGGUUCCAAACAGCGUCUCCUUCCCAACGUAACGAUGUCAUCAAGGAUCCUGUUCAACUGCACCAAAGCCCGACCAGGCAUCUAGAUGCUAGCCAGGCAAUCCGAGAGCCAUCAAAUUCAGAGCGCAAAGGCUGGCUAAAGCGCAGAGGGGUCAAUUCUGCUGUCGCUGACGAGGAUGGAGAGGAAGAGCAGCUGUUCGUAGAUACUCAAAGAACCUCCGGCAAUGUUAGUGAAACUGGGAAGAGAAAGUGGAGAGCUGACUUGGAUACAAACCUUGAAUAUACCGCGCAAGCACAGCAUGUCGUGCACAAUAAUUCGCAGGCUUUUAAUGAAGAAGGCAAUCAGAUCCCACCAAACCCUGAACGACCUGGCAACAGUGGACAGCAAGAUAUGUUUCAAGGCGAGCAGAGCGCCGAACGGCAUCGGUGUCGAGCUUUGCAUGAUAUAGAAAGACAACCUCUCAAUUCAGAAGAGGAGACUCUUGGCCAUCAAAGCUCCAGGUGUCCUCCAGAACCACCAUCGUUUUCGAAGUCCGAAGCUGACUUUCCAAACUCGCCAUUACACGCCAAAGACCUGUCAAUGCCAAAAGCAAGGCCCCAUAUCGAGGUUCUAAGGACCUCUGAGGUUCCAGAGACACAAGAGAGACCCCAAGAGUCUAUAGAAUUUGAUCAUACGGGGAUCGAAUUCUUGGACCUGGGCCGACACCCAUACCACAUACCAGAAAGAACUCACGACUCCGGCAAGUAUUUCUCGAAAGCUGUUCAGCAACUCGAGUCCCCGGAAGAGGUACCACACACCAUUACGCGGCGCAAGUCACGUCGAGAGCCGGAACCAGGUGUGACAGGAACGCAGGUGAUGUUUGGAACGCGAACAGGGGCACAUCACGUCAAUGUGGCUCCCAUCACUGGCGAAGAGGAAUCUCGGAAGCAGGAAGGAAGUUUGGAGUUGGGCGUGACGUCGAGGCUGAAGAGGACGAUGUCUAAUGUGGCAUUAAGACCGCCAUUCAAAGAGCCUUUGCGAUGA
This is a messenger RNA of Letharia columbiana, 2511 nucleotides long. RefSeq lists its product as uncharacterized. The coding region runs from base 1 to 2511 and encodes 836 amino acids. The transcript has 2 exons. The record is from RefSeq and is a predicted model, not a curated record. NCBI's taxonomy places the organism in Eukaryota, Fungi, Ascomycota, Lecanoromycetes, Lecanorales, Parmeliaceae.